AGGGUUACAGUCUUCUCUAAGAAAUUCGAUUCCUCUUCUUCGUCGUCGUCGAGCAGAGUAGUCAGCUAUCUACCGCCAUGGAUCCUAGCCUCGCUAAUAACCCUCAACUAAUUCAAUUCCUCACUCAAGAACAAGAAAGGGCAAGGGCGAACGAAGUGGUGGCGAAGAUAACAAGCUCGUGCUGGGACAAGUGCGUGGAAAAACCAGGGAGCAAAUUCAGCUCGAGCGAGACUUCUUGCCUUAGUAACUGCGCCCUACGCUACAUGGAUUUGACUAUGCUCAUCAUGAAACGCUUUCAGCAGUAGUGAUCCUUGAUUAUCAUGGACCAUUAUGUUGCUUCUUCCCUUUAAUUAUUAUUAUUGUGAAAACUUUUUUUUUUGGCUCUGCUCAUGUUGGCAACUGGUGUUGAACCCUCCUGCAAUAAAAAUCUUUCGGAUUUGAAUUUUUUGUAGUAUUCUGUUUUAUGAUAAUGUGAUUGAGGUUUUUAUUUGACGUGCUAGUGAAUAAGAAGUGUAGUACAACUUUAUUGACACACUGAGAUUAUGGUGAAAUGGGC
Eruca vesicaria subsp. sativa (arugula) is the source of this 556-nucleotide messenger RNA. The record is from the annotation of a GenBank genome assembly. Lineage: Eukaryota; Viridiplantae; Streptophyta; Magnoliopsida; Brassicales; Brassicaceae.